Messenger RNA from Hemicordylus capensis (graceful crag lizard), 5571 nucleotides. RefSeq names its product mitogen-activated protein kinase kinase kinase 5 (gene MAP3K5). The transcript has 30 exons. Gene Ontology annotation, molecular function: MAP kinase kinase kinase activity; ATP binding. The record is from RefSeq and is a predicted model, not a curated record. Gene Ontology annotation, biological process: protein phosphorylation; cellular response to stress; MAPK cascade. Lineage: Eukaryota; Metazoa; Chordata; Lepidosauria; Squamata; Cordylidae. Bases 562 to 4695 code for a protein of 1377 amino acids.
AGGCGGGGCUUUUCCGGGGCAGGCUAUGGGCUGCCUUGCAGGGUUUGCGCACAGUUGCGAUGCAACAAGUGGUUGAGCUCUUGUCGUUUUCUGUGUGCUUUCUGGUUGGCAAAGGACCUCAGUAGGCGAGGUAGGGGUUGCGUUCCGGUGAGCAAGGCACUCCGGCAGGGGCUUGGUAUAGAGAAGCGGCGACUUUGAAGAGGCUUGUGCAUGCUUUUCCCAGGCUCCCACGGCUGCCGAGGGAGCUGAUCCGCAACCUGAUGAGCCGGCAGAGCUUAGGAACGGGGCGCGCAAUGGUGGCUUGGGCAGGCAUCAGAGGAAGUCGUGCUUCUCUCGCCGGCUCUGCGGUGUAAGCGCAAAGAGAGGCUCCUUUCCCGCGGCUCGCCCUAGUUCCAGCUCAGCAGCAGCUUGCAGAAGCCCCCGCGAACGGAGGCAGGCAGAUCGUGGGGAAGAGGCGGCGGCGGCGGCGGCAGGAGCACCAGCAUGGCAUCUGCCUGAAGUCCCGUCGCCCAGGAACGCGAAGGCUGGCGCAGGACGCCGCGGCGGCACAGAGCGGCCGGCAUGAGCGACAGCAGCGAGGGCGUCAUCAGCUUCUCGGUGCCCAGCCCGCCGGGCAUCGUGGGUGGAGGCUGCCCGCUGCUCUACGACGACGAACUCCCCAGGAGAGCGCUGCUGGCAGGUGAGGGGGUGGCUCGGGGCUUCCUUUGCGGCCCAGGCGCGCCGCCGCCCGGCACCUUUUGGAAUGAGGACAGCAACACCACCUGCCCUGCCAGCGACACGGCCGCCCGGGCCAAAAGCAGCGCUGGCGGCGGCGGCGGCGGCGGCAGCUUCAACAGGAGGACCACGGUAUCUUACGUGAUCAACGAAGCGAGCCCCGGGCUGCUGCAGGCGGCGGAGAGCGGGGCCCUGCAGAGCCUGCGGGAGGCGUGUGAGAUCGUCGAUGCCGACCUGCAGACUCUGCACUUCGGCAAGCUGGAUUUUGGGGAGACGGCGGUGUUGGACCGUUUCUACAACGCGGAUAUUGCAGUCGUGGAGAUGAGUGAUGCUUUUCGUCAGCCUUCUCUCUUCUAUCAUCUGGGAGUUCGGGAGAGCUUCAGCAUGGCCAACAACAUUAUUCUCUACUGUGACACAAAUGCAGACUCGCUGCAGUCACUGAAGGAAAUUAUUUGUCACAAGAAUAAUAUGUGCACUGGCAACUAUAUAUUUGUGCCAUAUAUGAUAACACCUCAUAACAAAGUAUACUGCUGCGAUAGCAGUUUCAUGAAGGGAUUAACUGAACUGAUGCAGCCCAGCUUUGAACUGCUGCUUGGGCCAAUAUGCUUACCCUUGACUGAUCGGUUUAUUCAGCUUUUGAAGGUUGCACAGGGCAGCUCAAGCCAAUACUUCAGGGAGUCGAUUCUUAAUGAUAUCAGAAAAGCUCGCAACUCGUGCACCGGGAAAGAACUAGCUGCAGAACUGACAAGGAUACGACAGCGAGUAGAUAAUAUUGAACUUCUGUCUGCCGACAUUGUGAUAAAUUUGCUGUUAUCUUACAGGGAUAUUCAGGAUUAUGAUUCUAUUGUGCAACUGGUAGAAGCACUAGAAAAACUUCCAACCUUUGACUUGGCGUCGCAUCAUCAUGUGAAGUUUCAUUAUGCAUUUGCACUGAACAGACGAAAUCUACCUGGAGAUAGGCAAAAAGCGCUAGACAUUAUGAUACCUCUAGUAGAGUGUGAGAGCCAAGUAGCUUCAGAUAUGUACUGCCUUGUGGGACGGAUCUAUAAAGAUAUGUUUUUGGAUUCUGGAUUUGCAGACACAGAUAGUAGAGACCAAGGGACCAUAUGGUUCAAGAAGGCAUUUGAGUCAGAACCAACAUUACAGUCAGGAAUUAAUUAUGCAGUACUUCUUUUGGCCGCUGGACACCAGUUUGAUACCUCUUUUGAGCUACGGAAAGUUGGAGUAAAAAUAAGCAGCCUUCUUGGGAAAAUGGGAAAUUUGGAGAAAUUACAGAGUUACUGGGAAGUGGGAUUUUUCUUGGGAGCCAGUGUCCUGGCCAAUGAUCACACAAGAGUGAUCCAGGCUUCUGAAAAACUUUUCAAGUUGAAGACACCAGCAUGGUACCUCAAGUCCAUUGUGGAGACUAUUUUGAUAUAUCAGCACUUCAAGAAAUUGAAUCCAGAACAGCAAGUAGCCAAACAUGAACUUGUGGACUUUUGGAUGGACUUUCAGGUUGAGGCCACAAAAACAGAUGUUUCUGUAGUUAGGUUUCCUGUUUUAAUAUUAGAGCCUACAAAAAUCUACCAGCCUUCAUACCUGUCCAUCAAUAGCGAGGCUGAAGAGAAGACAGUCUCUAUCUGGCAUGUUAUGCCUGAUGAUAAGAAGGGCAUUCAUGAAUGGAACUUCAGUGCAGAUUCUAUAAGAGGAGUAAGCAUUUCAAAAUUUGAAGAAAGAUGCUGUUUUUUAUAUGUACUACACAACUCAGAUGACUUCCAAAUCUAUUUCUGUACAGAACAUCACUGCAAAAAAUUUUUUGAAAUGGUUAAUAGUAUCACAGAAGAGAUAGGAAAAAACACAGAGGAAGGUGAAUGUGAUGCCGAGUCCUUGGAGUAUGACUAUGACUUUGAUGAAAAUGGUGAGCGAAUAAUUCUGGGGAAAGGCACUUAUGGUGUCGUUUAUGCAGGACGAGAUCUGAGUAAUCAAGUCAGAAUUGCCAUCAAAGAAAUCCCAGAAAGAGAUAGCAGAUAUUCCCAGCCUUUGCAUGAAGAAAUAGCUUUGCAUAAGCACCUCAAACAUAAGAACAUUGUCCAGUAUCUUGGCUCAUUUAGUGAAGAUGGAUUCAUUAAGAUAUUCAUGGAACAGGUACCAGGAGGCAGCCUUUCUGCUCUUCUGAGAUCAAAAUGGGGACCAUUAAAAGAUAAUGAGCAGACCAUUGGUUUUUAUACCAAGCAGAUUCUUGAAGGAUUAAAGUAUCUCCAUGAUAAUCAAAUAGUGCAUCGAGACAUAAAGGGUGACAAUGUACUUAUCAACACAUACAGUGGAGUGCUAAAAAUUUCUGAUUUUGGAACAUCAAAGAGGCUUGCUGGGAUAAAUCCAUGCACUGAAACAUUUACUGGUACUCUUCAGUAUAUGGCACCAGAAAUAAUUGAUAAAGGACCAAGAGGCUAUGGGAAGGCAGCAGAUAUCUGGUCCCUAGGCUGCACCAUUAUUGAAAUGGCCACAGGGAAACCUCCAUUUUAUGAAUUAGGCGAACCACAGGCAGCAAUGUUUAAGGUUGGAAUGUUUAAAAUACACCCGGAGAUUCCUGAAUCAAUGUCAGCAGAGGCAAAAGCCUUUAUACUGCGCUGCUUUGAACCAGAUCCAGACAAGAGAACCUGUGCUAAUGAACUUCUUGUAGAUGAGUUUUUAAAAGUCACAAGUAGAAAAAAGAAAUCCCAAACAAAGCUAUCAGCACUCUCAGUUGGCUCAAAUGAGUAUCUUCGAAGCAUCUCUUUGCCCGUUCCUGUUCUGGUAGAAGAUACAAGUAGUAGCAGCGAAUAUGGUUCGGUUUCACCUGACACAGAAUUAAAGCUUGACCCAUUCUCUUUUAAACUGAGAGCCAAAUCUUGUGGGGAGAAGGAUGCAAAAGGGCUUCGGUCUCUUUUUUUAAGCAUCCCAGAUGAGAAUUUUGAGGACCACAGUGCUCCUCCUUCACCCGAGGAGAAAAAUUCUGGCUUCUUCAUGCUUAAAAAGGAUAGUGAACGGAGAGCCACCCUUCACAGAAUCCUAACAGAGGAUGAAGAUAAGGUGGUGAGAAACUUGAUGGAAGCUCUAGCUCAGGGAACUGAAGAGCCCAAGCUAAAAUGGGAACACAUCACAACUUUAGUUGCCAGCCUCCGAGAAUUCGUAAGGUCAACUGAUCGCAAAAUCAUUGCAAAUACACUCUCAAAGCUGAAGCUGGAACUAGACUUUGACAGUCAUGGCAUCAGCCAGGUUCAGUUGGUACUCUUUGGUUUUCAAGAUGCAGUGAAUAAAGUUUUAAGAACCCACAAUAUCAAGCCACAUUGGAUGUUUGCCCUAGACAGCAUAAUUCGCAAAGCUGUGCAGACAGCUAUUACUGUUCUGGUUCCAGAACUGAGGACACACUUCAGUCUAGCAUCUGAGAGUGAUGCAGCAGAUCAGGAUGAACUUGAAGGUGAAGAGGAUCAUGGAGAGCAGCCUCCCAGCCAAACAAUUCAGCGUCCUUUCCCUGUACUGGAUGAUGCUAUAGCUACCUCAGGAGUGAGCACCCUCAGUUCUACUGUGUCCCAUGAAUCCCCAGCUGCCCAGAGAUCCCUCAAUGUUCAACUUGGAAGGCUCAAAUUGGAAACAAAUAGACUGCUAGAAGAGCUAGUGCAGAAGGAGAGAGAAUUUCAAACCUUGUUACAUCAUGCUAUAGAAGAAAAAGAACAGGAGAUCAAAAACCUGAAGCUUAGGACUCAACCAAUAGAUAUACCUGGCACGUGUGUUUCUCACCAUAACACCACUGGAAGAGGGGCUGAAGAUCCUGAUCUUACUAACUGGCUGAAAGUUCAUGGUGCUGAUGAAGAAACCAUUAACAGGUUUUUAGCAGAAGAUUACACACUAAUGGACAUCCUCUGCUACGUUACAAGAGAUGAUCUAAAAUGCCUUAGACUCAGAGGUGGGAUUUUAUGCACACUAUGGAAGGCCAUCACUGACUUUCGAGAGAAGCACACCUGACUCCUGAGUAAAGGAAUUCACAGAGAACUGUCUGGAGUUUUCCUGCACCAUGUAGCAGGAGUUAUGUCAAAGAGAUGCUUUUGCACUUUAAUCCAGUAUUUGUUUACCAUUGUUAAGGACACUGCAGCUUUCUGGCUGCAUCUACUCCCAAUGUUCCUAAGGAGUCUGCAACAUUAAAUAUUAUUUUCGCUUAAGUAUUUUUGUACAUAGAAUCUUCUCUUUUCUAAAAAGUUUAAACAGCUAUUACAUUUAACAAAACCCAGUGCUGAUAUUACAUGGGCCAAUUGUAAAGAUUUCAUGUGAUUAUAAAUUACUGAAACAAAACCAAAAUGUGAACAUUUACUUUUCAGGUUUAUAUGUAUUCCAGAGCCUGUGAGAGGGCUGGGUGAUUUUGGGGGCCCAACCUGUCUGUCUUAGUGUGAAAAGGUGAAAGGGAGGCUUUUAGUUCCAUCUCAGGGUGGUUUUGCAUGCAGCUUGGAGCUUUCUUGGGGUUGGAUAUAUGAAAGGAUAGGGGGAGGAAUAAAGAGAGAGGAGAGAAGGGCCAAGUGUGUUGCUCAAGAUCUUUAUGUUUUUUCAUAAUCUGGGGUGGAAUUCAUUACUGAAAUGACCAUGUAUAGUUUAUUUGGUAGCUUUUUCUUCUACUACGCUGAUCAUUACACUUAGUUCUUACAGUCCUCUCUAAAUACUCAUAUUGUUUUUAUUCUUAGUAACUUAAAUUCUAGUCUAUGGUGCAUUUGUUUUUAGUGUUGUUUAUGUACUAUUGAACUGUACCAGUUACAUAUGCCUGAACUACAUAUAGUACAGUGUUAGCUUGUUCUAAAGCUAUCCAUUGUGAGAUACAUUUAAGAAAUAAAGAAUAAUGCACAGUUCGACACA